UCUCUCGGGAGAGCUAGUCGAACUUUAGAGGACGCAGGGGUAGUGAGGUGUUCCUAAGGUUGACCAAUAAUUCUCAGACCGAAAUGGACAAGAUCAAAUUCAUAAACGUUCUCUUAGUUGGCAUAUUCCUCUUUGUGCCAGGCUCCUUAGCCACUUUUGCGUUACCAUCUCCUUGGGGCUACACCUGCAAUUCUGCCACUGGAAAGUGUGUCAAAGCAGAAAGGACAGGCAUAUCCAGCAGCAUUUCUUUAUCCAGGUGCAAACUGGCUUGUGGCAAAGAGGGCGUUUUGUGGCCUAAACCAACCUCUGUGAAUCUGGAUGGAGGCAUAACAGAGUUUUUGCCCAGCAAUGUCACGCUCAGUUUCACAGUCUCCACAGAGGAGGUGGAAAGGCUCUUGCAACAAGCAACUGGUAUCUUCAAGGAAAACUUGCAGAUGAAUCACCCAGAGUAUGUCAAUGGAAAGGCAUCAUGGGAGGGCUUCUACGACCCAGCAACUGUUGCUCAUGUGCUCCACCUUGACAUCACAGUAAGUGGAGUUGACACUAGGCUGAAACUGGAGACAGAUGAAUCUUAUUCAUUAUCCAUAGCUACUUCAGGGGCUCAGUCCACAGCCACCAUAAUUGCCGCUUCAUAUUUUGGUGCUCGACACGCCCUAGAGACACUCUCCCAACUAAUUGCCUACGAGGAGAACACCAAUGCUCUUUUGCUCGUCAGUAAAGCCACAAUUGGGGACUCUCCAGUCUUCCCAUACCGAGGUAUUCUACUUGACACAUCCCGUAACUUCUAUCCAGUGGAGGCUAUUGAACGCACCCUUGAUGCCAUGGCUGCUAACAAGCUAAAUACCUUCCACUGGCAUGUGACAGACUCCCACUCAUUUCCCAUCUACUUGGAAAACCUGCCGAAGAUGACUUACUAUGGUGCCUAUUCCUCUAGUCAGAUCUACCACCCAGCAGAUGUAAAGCACAUUGUGGAAUACGGGAGGGUCAGGGGAAUUCGCGUCUUACCAGAGCUCGACGCACCAGCUCAUGUUGGGAAUGGCUUUCAGUGGGGGCCUCAGCACGGACUUGGAAACUUAGCUGUCUGUGUUAAUGAGGAACCAUGGCAAUCCUUCUGUCUGGAACCCCCCUGUGGCCAACUGAAUCUAGCCAACGAGAAGAUGUAUGAGGUUUUGGGCCAGAUAUACAGAGAUUUGAUUAACCUCUUCCAACCCCUUGACCUGUUUCAUUUUGGAGGUGACGAAAUAAACCUCGCUUGUUGGAACAGCACCAAAGAAAUUAUGGAUUGGAUGAACGCAAAUGGAUUUGGGACCAGUGAGGAUGCUUACUAUGAGCAGUGGAGUAAGUUCCAAGAGAAGGCUCUGCAGCUGCUCACAAUAGCCAAUAACAAUGCUAAGAUUCCAGGAAUCCUUUGGACUUCCCACCUGACAGAGAAGGGCCGCGCUGACUUGUACCUCCCAAAGAAAGAUUAUAUCAUCCAGAUCUGGACAGAACAUAACGAUUCUGUCAUAGGAGAACUCCUCGAUAAGAAGUACAGGGUCAUCUUCAGUAAUUAUGACCACUGGUACUUGGAUUGUGGAGUUGGCGCCUGGAUUGGGGAGGGAAAUAACUGGUGUAGUCCAUAUAAAGGUUGGCAGACUGUUUAUGACAACUCUCCUAUUGAGAUUGCCAGGGCUUUAGCUUCCACACCUCUGGACACCUCUCUCAUUUUGGGUGGCGAAGCUGCUCUUUGGAGUGAACAAGCUGAUGCUGCUACUCUGGAUUCUAAGCUGUGGCCCCGUGGCUCUGCCCUAGCUGAGAGGCUCUGGUCCAACCCGAGCCACAACUGGGAGGCGGCACAAACCCGGCUGAUCCACCACCGACAGAGACUGGUCCAGAGAGGCAUCCAGGCAGAGCGAAUCCAGCCCGAGUGGUGCCACCAGAAUGAGGGACUCUGCAACGCCCGCAAGGAAUCGUAGUGAUGUCCUUCGAGAGGAUAGGGAUAUUUGGGUGGCUUUUUUUUAUUUAUCUUUUAAAAUGGUAAUCUAGUCAUGGAUAUUGCAUGCACGUGGAGUUGUGACACAAAAAUACAUAUUCAUAUAUAUAUA
Macrobrachium nipponense is the source of this 2084-nucleotide messenger RNA. Its product is annotated as chitooligosaccharidolytic beta-N-acetylglucosaminidase-like. Gene Ontology annotation, biological process: carbohydrate metabolic process; protein deglycosylation; glycosaminoglycan metabolic process. Gene Ontology annotation, molecular function: beta-N-acetylglucosaminidase activity. Bases 84 to 1955 code for a protein of 623 amino acids. Gene Ontology annotation, cellular component: plasma membrane; lysosome. The record is from RefSeq and is a predicted model, not a curated record. The transcript is spliced from 6 exons. Lineage: Eukaryota; Metazoa; Arthropoda; Malacostraca; Decapoda; Palaemonidae.